CUGGAUCUCAGGUUAACCUUGACACAGAGCGAAAGGGAGCAACAGGUAGAACAGCAGCACCCCUGCACCUGCCUCCGCAUGCACCUGAGAUGUGACAGCCGCUGCCCCCACCCUCUCCUGGCACAGCUCAGCCUGCCGGCCCCUCAGUUGGCAAUAGCGCCCCGGAGCUAUCCCGGCCCUCGGUCCCUUCUCUCCUGCCACUGAGUGCUCCCCGGGGAGCAGAACGCACCCAGCAAGGGACUGAAUCGAAGCAGACACAUUCCUCUGCCACCAGAAACCACCAUGGCAGAGACCAACAGCUGGUGGAAGCUCACCUUCCUGCGGAAGAAGAAAUCCACCCCCAAGGUCCUGUACGAGAGCCCAGACAUCUAUGCCAACGAGAACCACCAGGAGGCCACACGGACAGAGGCAGGGAGCAACGGUGGCGCCGAGAGUGAAUUCAACGCCCGGCUGGAGAAGAUCGUGGAUAAGAACACAAAAGGCAAACACGUCAAGGUCUCCAACUCCGGGCGCUUCAAGGAGAAGAAGAAAGUGCGAGCCACGCUGGCUGAAAACCCCAACCUCUUCGCCGAUGGCGAGCGGGAGGAGAAGUGAGGCAGGGGAAAGCAGGCAUUGGGGGGAAAGCGCUGCAGGGUGGGACCAACGCCCUGAGGCCCUCGCGCCUGGACCCGUCACAACUCAGAGCCAGCCUAGAUGUCAAUUCUGUUCUCUCCGCAAAUGAAGUAACGAGGGGGCAGGGGCCACCCCGCUGUAGAUUUCAAAGACUUUCGGUCCUGACGUGCACUCGCGAAGGAGAAAGGACUCGAUACUUUUUAUUUAAUACAAAUCAUCAUAUUUAAAAUAAAUGCCACUGGGGGAUUGUCACGAGCUGGAGGUGUCCAGGUCUUGCUCUAAAGCUUUGGAGGUGGGGAGGAGUCAAACCCAGAGUAGCUCAGAGGCCUCUUGCAAACACCCUCAGUGGUGCCCAAGGGCCCGCGGCUAGAGCCAGCGGUCGAUGCAGGGGGCCAUGGGAUGGGAGGAGCCGGUUCAUUCUCAUCCACCCUGUUCUACCACUGCACCUAGAAGAUGGCUGAGAAGGGCUAGGAACUUCAUCUAGCUCAGCCCUGGGGGAUUUCCCAGCAACUCGCCUCCGCUCUGUCCGCACCCACCAACACAGGAAAGGUAAACAGAAGAUUGGCUGGGAGACAGAGUUGCACCUUUUAAUACCACAGAGAUUCGUCCCUGGCCUGGGAAAGAGAAAAACUUGGCCACAGGUAGUCACCAGCUGAACUACACCACUCAAGGCAGAAUUAGGAAUCGAACCCGUGAUCUUCAUGUCCUGGAUAACAGCACUCAACCAGUUGAGCUAAAGGAGAACCACCCUUAGCUGUAGCAAUAGCCUCUCUUGGCCUCUGGCUACUAAAGAACAACAUUUGAGUAGAUCUGAUCUUCCAGCCAGCAGGGGGCACUGGGGUAAGAGAACGAAAGAUUCCACGGAUAGGAAAAACUGCUGCCAAUCGGGUGGGGGGUCUGGGGGCUUUGGAACGGGGUUACGGGCCUGAGAGCUUAUUUUCUUUGACCACUUUCUCUCACUGCUGGGCACUGGCUGAUGUAGAAACCAGCUGGAGCCUGCCAGAGUGACUCUCUAAGAGGAGAAGCCAGACAGUCUAGUGAUUAGCACGGGAGCACCGGGAAUGAGAAAACCUGGACUAUGCCUCGGUUUCCUGCUAUGAGCAGUAAGGGGCCAUCUUUUGAGUCAGCUUUCUGACCAUAAUCUCCCUUUUAAGUUUCCUUCUGCACGGGUGAAAAAUGCUGAAGGACACGCUAAUGUUCCCAGUAACUUCAAUUCAAGGUUAUUGGUUAACUGCAUUCAUCUGCCUCUGAGUGGCUA
Trachemys scripta elegans is the source of this 1870-nucleotide messenger RNA. RefSeq names its product proline rich 15 like (gene PRR15L). The transcript has 2 exons. Lineage: Eukaryota; Metazoa; Chordata; Testudines; Emydidae. The coding region runs from base 283 to 594 and encodes 103 amino acids. The record is from RefSeq and is a predicted model, not a curated record.